UGUUCGUGAUUUGAUCCAGACAAGAUGUUUUAUGACAAUGAUCACAGCAUUUUGGACCUUGGUCAACAACCCAUGCAGCUUGCUACAACACUUUAGUAGUGGAAGCAUUGAAUGAUUCAAGUGAUGUAGCUGCAAAUCAAGAAGAUUAAAACACGAAGCAUGUUUACCUCUAUGUGGAAUUUCAUCAAACGCCACAAAAAGAAGUUUGUGUUCAGUGGUUUUCUCGUAGGAGGUGGUGUAUACUUGUACAAGUAUGCUCAGAGGAGAUUUAAAGAUAUCCAGGAAAAAGAAGCAGCAGAAUGCCUGAAACAUGCCAGGCAACAGCAUCAUUUUGACAGUAAUCAAAGGACGUGUAAUAUGACAGUGAUAUCAAUGCUUCCGACCCUGAGAGAAGCUCUGAUAAAGAAAUUUGAUACUGAUGCUGUGAAAGAAUCUCUCAAAAACAGUCCAGAAAACAAACUAGAGCUAUGGGAAAAAUUGAAAGUUAUGAGCCUGACCAGAAUCAUCUGUGUGCUGUACGGCUGUAGUAUCCUCUGUCUUGUUCUGCGUGUUCAGCUCAAUAUCGUCGGCGGUUACAUGUUUCUGGACAGUAUGUUCAACCGCAACGGAAUGACACAGAAUAUGGCAGUGGUUCCAAAAGAGCUACAAGAGAGAUACCUGUCUUUGAUACGACACUUCAUGGAUUAUGGACUGUUUCAGUUGUGUGAUGUGAUUCAUGAAGCUGUAGAAAAAGAAAUUAAAAGCGUGUCUCUGAAGGAGCGUUUAUCCUUCCAUAACCUUAAAGCCAUCAGUGACCAAAUCCGUGAACGUAUCGAGAGCAGUCCCGAGAUCUCCGACCUUCAGUCUCCCACCCUCAUGCUGUGUACCUACAUGUUACCAUCUGAAAGUCACACCAGUAUGGAAACUGAAAAUGCACAAGAGAAAAUGUACCAACAGCUGGUUCAAGAAACGAGGGAUGUUUUAGAGAGUCCCGACUUCCAUGCCGUCCUGCACACGUGUCUCAACCGGGGAUUCGCUAAGCUGUUAGACAGCAUGGCUGACCACUACAGGGAGGCUGCGACUGACCAGCAACAGAACCUCCACGAGGUCGGGAUUCCUAUGGCCAAGCUUGUUCCUGUGAUGAGUGGUCUGAUGUUCAAGCUGUGUAGCGACACUCCAAACCCUCUGAUUCAGGAGUUACUUCUACUUGACCAAACAAAGACAUUGGCUGCCAAUAUCUACGAGGCAUUUAGUCAGCAGGAAGAACUGGCAGCAAUAAUACAACAGGAAGUUUAAAUACAUCUGUAUUCCCUGUUUUGGCACCAAUGACAGUUCUUGUCAUAGUGGUGCUUCAAAGUCUCUCUUACAAAACCUGUGCUUCAGGAAGUGAUGAAAUUAGUAGCAGUCCUAGUUAUAAGCUUCCUACUCUUUGACCAAUCAGAGCUUUGUUUUCUCACAACCUCAUUGUUUCUCUGAAAUUGAAUUGGUUUUACAAAUCUAUGGAAUUUUGGUAUUAUAUUUUGUAAGAUUUGUUUUGGUAUAAUUAUAUCUCUUACCUCUGUUAUUCUAAAACUGUCUACUUAAACAUACAGAUAUAAUUUAAAGUUAACUUGACAAGCUAAGAAACCAUUUCAGUGGAUGGAAGAGCUGGACCAUGGUUGUUGUGUAAUUAAGGUUUACGACAUAAUUUCACGGUGUCAGUACUCUUUGAUCAGGAAAGCUAUUGUCUGGGAUUUUAAGUCCAUGUGUAGGUUUUGUAUUAAGCCUGGGAUUUUAAGUCCAUGUGUAGGUUUUGUAUUAAGCCUGGGAUUUUAAGUCCAUGUGUAGGUUUUGUAUUAAGCCUGUUUCAAUUAACUCCUGUAAAACAAUGAGUUUACAAUUGAACAAACCAUUCCAACGACAUAAAUGAUAGCACCCAGGUGUCAGAGCCUGUGUGUGAAGUAUAUUGUGGCCCUAGUGUCAGAAUGGAUUUUUACAUUUCUUUUUCCUCCUACAAUUAAAAUUGUGGUAGGGGGGAAAUCUAUAUACAGUAUGGUGGCAAUGUGAGUCUGAUAGGGAAAACAAUACAAAGGGUAUCAUGACUUUGUGUAGCGAUGAAAUGUAUGGUUGUACAGUGUAUCGGAAUCCACCCACCAGUUGUUUCUAGUGUAUCGGAAUCCACCCCCUAGUUGUUUCUAGUGUAUCGGGAUGUAGAUUGGUGCGAAGGUGUGUAUACAUGUAAUUAGGAGAGAAUGUGUAAAUGUAAGUAGAUGAGUGAGUAUACAUGUGUGAAGGAGUGUGUACAAUGUGUAUGUUGUAAUGGUGGUAUUUAUACAGAGGUAGUGUAAAUGUAAAAAUCUAGUGAUUUAAAGCACACUGACUGAUGUUUAAAUGGAAUAUUUGUUGAACAUUCUUUUGAUUUCUGUACUGGUAUACUCUGUAUAUAAUGAAAACCUGUACAUUAUGAUACUAUAAUAGCCCAUUUUAUAUAAAAAAAUAUAUCAUGAAAAACGUAAUCUACAUCUCAUUUUUCCUCCCAAAAGAAGGUGAAGCAUUAUUCUAACAUUAUGUAGCAUUUGUCUGUGUACAGACCCUAGUAUAUAGACGUUAUGUAAGAUACACAAUAGGUUUGGAUUAUUUUGAUCAAAUGGCUUAAAAUUUAACAAAACAAUUUAACUGCAGAUUAUUGUAAUACAUUAUGUAUGUUUUUAGCUGAAAGGGUUGAGACCAAGUGGUAAACAACCCCAAAUCCAAAUUACAUUUGUACUAUAAGGCGACGGUAAACUCCGUUGGUGUAGCACUAGUGCAGGUUGACAUUUGUACUAUAAGGCGACGGUAAACUCUGUUGGUGUAGCACUAGUGCAGGUUUACAUUUGUACUAUAAGGCGACGGUAAACUCCGUUGGUGUAGCACUAGUGCAGGUUUACAUUUGUACUAUAAG
Mizuhopecten yessoensis (Yesso scallop) is the source of this 2899-nucleotide messenger RNA. Its product is annotated as peroxisomal biogenesis factor 3-like. Gene Ontology annotation, molecular function: protein-macromolecule adaptor activity. The transcript is spliced from 13 exons. Gene Ontology annotation, cellular component: peroxisomal membrane. Bases 160 to 1275 code for a protein of 371 amino acids. Gene Ontology annotation, biological process: protein import into peroxisome membrane. Lineage: Eukaryota; Metazoa; Mollusca; Bivalvia; Pectinida; Pectinidae. The record is from RefSeq and is a predicted model, not a curated record.